Molecule: messenger RNA, 250 nt
Organism: Eimeria acervulina
Lineage: Eukaryota; Apicomplexa; Conoidasida; Eucoccidiorida; Eimeriidae
Exons: 3
Source: RefSeq, a predicted model, not a curated record
UUGCUUUGAGUGGAGCGUUGGCAACACGCCGCAGGAAGUGCGUUGGGCCUAUGGCUCACGCGAAGCUGGCCAGGGCCAUCCUGCUCCUCUGCAGGGUGCCCAUGUAUCGUGUGCAGAACCUCGCGCAUGUCCGUGGGUGCCACUGGGAGUGUUUCAGAGCACUGGCUGCCCUCGGGGUGAGCCGCAGGAAAAUGUGAAAGGAGCGAUUUGCUGUGCUUCCCAUCUGGAAGGCAUCUCGGGAUACGUUUGA